Clunio marinus is the source of this 195-nucleotide messenger RNA. NCBI's taxonomy places the organism in Eukaryota, Metazoa, Arthropoda, Insecta, Diptera, Chironomidae. The record is from the annotation of a GenBank genome assembly.
AUGAACAGCUUUAGUAAUUGUUCAAUGAAAAUUAAAUUAUUUGAUUGCCCACCUGUGAAGAUUCUGGCUGAAUUGAAUAACAAUAGUCUACACAUGAACAAUUAUCAUCAUUCACAUGCAAAUAAUUAUAGGCUGCUUGUGUUGUUCAUAAAUAUUCCUGAAGAACCUACUGUUACCAGCAUUUCAAAGACAUAA